Molecule: messenger RNA, 2530 nt
Organism: Styela clava
Lineage: Eukaryota; Metazoa; Chordata; Ascidiacea; Stolidobranchia; Styelidae
Product: serpin B6-like
Biological process (GO): negative regulation of endopeptidase activity
Molecular function (GO): serine-type endopeptidase inhibitor activity
Source: RefSeq, a predicted model, not a curated record
AAAAAAUUACAAAUUCAAACAAAAAUAUAAAAAAUCGCCUAAAUCAAAAUGUGGAAGUUAUUGGCUGUCAUCUGUAUUGUUUUCAUUGAAGAAGAGGCUCUCGCAAGACCCAAGAUUCAGGAACAUCAAACCGACAACCCCCUGAGAUAUCCUGUUUUGGUAGAAGCAAUAUCAGAUUUUUCGCGUAGAUUGAUGACGGAAAUGACGCAGUUGAACAGCGACGUCAAUAUUGUCAUGUCACCACUGAGCAUCAGCAGUGUGAUGGGGAUGUUAUGGCUUGGAGCGGGAGGUGAAACAAGGCGAGAAAUAGAACAGACUUGCAGAUUUGGUGAUGAUACUGGAAGAUUGUUCAAGUAUAUAAACUAUCAGGCUUUCUCCUCGCCCAUUGGUCUCAGAGAAAAAGGGAAAGCAGAUGUAAUGUUGGCCAAUGCUUUAUUUUAUGAGAAAUCGGAAAAAUUGAAGAGUGAAUUCAUGAAUAACGCGUUGGAAUAUCACCAAGCUGAUAUACUGGGAUUGAAUUUUAAAUUCAGUCCUGAGAAAUCGUUGAAGACCAUCAACCAAUGGGUACACAACAAGACGCGUGGUGUAAUAAAACAGCUUUUAUCUCCAAAUGAUGUUUCCGUCACAACGAGAGCAGUAUUGACGAACGCGAUUUAUUUCUCCGGUUCUUGGAGAUACCCAUUCCAUACUUCGGCGACCAUUUUGGACAAUUUUACGACGUUAUCAGGAAAUCGUGUAAAGGUUCCCACCAUGCACCAAGAAGUUCGACUUCGUUAUAUGAAGAAAUGUCAGAGUUCAUCGGGAGACUUGUCUGCAUUCGGACAGAUUUGCACAAGAGCUGAACAACCAAAUGUCAUAGAAAUUCCAUACGCGAAUGGAAAAUAUGUUAUGAUCAUUCUGGUACCGAACGAUGACUUCAGUUUCAAAGACAUAGAAGAAAACUUGGAGAACGAGUAUGACAGCUGGAGACGAGGUGUUGUCAGUGGACUGAUUGAACUUUGUCUGCCAAAAUUCCAGAUGAAUUUUCAAUCUGAUCUCGAAUUAUCCUUGCGGCGCCUUGGAAUAACAGCUGCGUUCCAGUGGAGUAGAGCAAACUUUGAAAACUUGAGCGAGGACAGACUUUCUUUCUCAAAAUUUAUCCACAAAGCUGCUGUAGUCGUUGACGAAAAAGGAACGAAAGCUGCCGCGUCUUCGGCUUCUAUCGCAAUUCUACGGAAGGCAUCAGAUCUUGCAUAUUUCAAAAUCGACCGAUCGUUCCUAUUUUUUGUUGAAGACACCAGCACAAGUGCACAGUUAUUUGCAGGAAGAAUCAUUGACCCAACGAAAUCUAACAAUGUACUCUGAAUAAUACUGUUUUUCAUCAAAAGAUCUUUCUGAUUGACGCGAAGAAAAUGGGGAAAAAAUGAUGCCAUUCUAAUUACAAAUAUGUAAACAAAUAUGAAGUUUAUCGCGAUUUCCAUGUCACUCUCACGGGUGCUUAACUUCGAUACUAUAAUCAAUAUGUCACAAAGAAAUUCGCUUUUAAGAGUCUUUCACAUCUUCAAUCUGGAUAGCACGUCCUUGGGGUAGACCACUUAAUACGCAAGGCUCUACUAAAUUCAGUAGGGUCUGAUAGGCAGUGUAAGGCGGCCAUGUCUCUACUUAGUGAAUGUCGACAAGACAAGAAAGUAGAUUCGUCAAGGCACCUACAAUUCUCUAUCAUAUUAUCCACGCAUUUCAUAUCGAAAACUUUUACACGGUAAUUCCUAUUCUUUUGGCGAAGAAUAUACCUUUGUCUAAUUUAUUAUAUAAGCCUAUGACCUUACAGUGCCCUAACAGCUAACUCGUGCGAAGUGAAAAACGCAUGUCAUAAGAUCAAUUAACAAAAUUUUGCAACAACUUUGGCUGCAACUACUAGAAAGCCUAUGUUAAAUAAAAAGUGCGGCGCGCGGUUUCACCCAGUCAUUUCUAUCUGGCCCUUCUAAAGGUUGCACACUCCUGCCCUAAACACCAACCACGCUUUAUUAACUUAAUGAGCACGCACGCUUAAUUAAGCAAUAUCGAUUUCAAACAAUUGCGCGCUUGGAAAACCUACACGUCAUGUCGCCUACUGAACUCAUACAGCUCAGACACAGAAAAAACUGAAUGCUUGAAUUCGAACGUGCGUGGUCAUAAUGAAGUUGUGAUAAAUGCUAGUCUUUGAAAGACCUGAACGUUUUAGUUCCGGUAUAGAUCAAUAUGCGCCUAGUUCGAAACUGCACCGUAGAUACCGAAAUCAACCUUCAAUCAUGCGUUUUUGAUAUGACUGUUUUAUUCUGGUUAGCAAAUAUGAAUCUUUCUUUCGCUAUUUCAUUAAGAAAAAUUAAGUUAAUUUAUUUACAGACAAAAAGCAAAACUUAACUGCUGGAAUAUCUAAGCCGCGGAUGAUGAGUAAAUUUACACGUAGUCUUUAUUCGUCGAUCGCUAAUGUAUGUUAAUUUAUUUUAUUUAUUAUAAUAAUCAGUGUUCAAAACUGUAUUUUUAUUGUAUAUUACGAAACGAAUAAAUUGGA